UAGAGCAGAGGGGGUGGAGUCCUACAAGAUAGCUGGCUGAGUAUAAAUGGAAGGUCAUGCAAGAUUCUGGGGUGAAGGGAGCACACAGACCUCGCAGGAGCACUGGCUGUCUACCAUUUUACGUCUCUGCGCAACACCAGCAGCAUGGAGACCUCCAGCACAACUUUCCUGCCCGGAUUUGGCCUUGGCUCAAUGGCUCACUCCGCUGGACUUGUGGAGAUUGCCGUCAGAUUGUGUUUGAACCAGCGUAAACAAUUGUGUCCUCAUGUUUGGGUGCCCAUCCUGAAACCGCUGCGACCCUGCAUCCGCUCCGCGUCGUCCGACAUCCUACGCCAAGUCGGUCCGACCCAGACGAUCGCAGGUUACUUUGAGGACUUGGAUGAUUCCGAUGAUGAUGAUGUUUGGGCCCCGGUCAAGAACAAGCGUGUGGUUUUCGCCGACUCCAAGGGCCAGUCGUUGGCAGAUGUGCGAGUCUUUUCCGAAGAGGAGGACCACUCCGACCUGGACCCUUUGCCGUCCCUCCAGGGUUUGCUUCAGAUGACCGAGGCUGGUUACAGUUGCACGGUCAGCACCUGCUGCCCGGGAACACGACUCACGCUCGGCUUCCCGCAACCCUCCGCUAAUUUCCAGGCCUUUCGUGCCAAGCUGGCCGAGAACAUGGUCACCCUGGAGAACUGCACAGUCACCGAGCAAGCCCUCAGAGGCACCGCCCGAGUCCAAAACAUCAGCUUCCAAAAAGAUGUGCGUGUGCGUAUCACUUUUGACUCAUGGCAGAGCUACAGAGAUGUUCCCUGCACAUACCUGCAGCAACGCUUUGGAGGGCCCCAAACGGACAUCUUUGAGUUUGACAUAGACAUACCCAAAGUGCUUGAUGCAAAGAGGAAGAUAGAAUUCUGCUUAAGUUAUUCACCAGGAGGGCAGGGUCAAACUUUUUGGGACAACAACAAUGGACAGAACUAUACAAUUGAAGUGUGUGUGAGUUCACAUCUUUGUCACAAUUAGUUGAGCAUGUCAUGAAGACCAACUUCAAUG
Molecule: messenger RNA, 1032 nt
Organism: Syngnathus acus (greater pipefish)
Lineage: Eukaryota; Metazoa; Chordata; Actinopteri; Syngnathiformes; Syngnathidae
Exons: 3
Coding region: 145-1002 (285 amino acids)
Biological process (GO): regulation of glycogen biosynthetic process
Cellular component (GO): protein phosphatase type 1 complex
Molecular function (GO): glycogen binding; protein phosphatase 1 binding
Source: RefSeq, a predicted model, not a curated record